This is a messenger RNA of Seriola dumerili (greater amberjack), 3967 nucleotides long. It is a transcript of the gene fmnl1a, whose product is annotated as formin-like protein 1. Gene Ontology annotation, cellular component: cytosol. The transcript has 26 exons. Gene Ontology annotation, molecular function: small GTPase binding; actin filament binding. The record is from RefSeq and is a predicted model, not a curated record. The coding region runs from base 390 to 3620 and encodes 1076 amino acids. Gene Ontology annotation, biological process: cortical actin cytoskeleton organization; regulation of cell shape; cell migration. Lineage: Eukaryota; Metazoa; Chordata; Actinopteri; Carangiformes; Carangidae.
UACUAACAUCACCAGAACAGUUCUCGGUCUAAGAGUGUAGAGAAAAGUGUUUUGAGAUAUAGGUGGGGCCUUUCUUAGAGCACACGAGGCUCAACACAUUACCAUAUUCGCAAAGGUACUUGAGAGUAACAGGUUGAUCAGAGGACAGACAUGAGGACAAACUGCCGUCUUUCAUCAACCACGCUGUCUUCAGGACCAAAGCGGAGGCAGUAGGCCAGCAGCUUGAUGCUCUUCUCACUGAAGACCCAAAGACUUGGUUUGCUUUAGGCCUGCUUGUUUUAGUUAUUUGGAGUGACUGCUUUUUGUCACUCUGUUUUGGAAUACACUGAUUUCUCAGGAGAAGGGGUUUGUGUAAGGCUUUCCCCCUGGAUUACUUGUGGAGAUUAGUGAUGGGGAAUGCGGCUGCGGGGGGCGUGGAGCAGCAAACGACUGAGGGCCAGAGAGAGGCCAGGAACUCAGUCGGGGCAGCUUCAGGAAUGAGUGACCCCACACCAACCUUGCAGAAGAAGCAGCCGGCUCCCCCCAAACUGCCCAUGCCCCCAGAGGAGGAGCUGGAGAAGCGUUUCAACGUGGUGCUGAGCUACAUGAACUUGCCUCCAGAUAAACUGAAGCUAUUGAGUCAAUAUGACAAUGAAAAGAAGUGGGAAUUAGUCUGUGAUCAGGAGCGUUUCCAGGUGAAGAGUCCCCCAUCCACUUACCUGGCCAAGAUCAAGAGCUUUUACCAGGAUCAAGGAGGAGUGUCUCGCAGGCUGAAGAAAAGGAUCCAAGAUGCAACUCAGGUGCUUAAAGAUCUGGAGAUAUCACUUCGCACAAAUCACAUUGGAUGGGCCCAAGAGUUUCUCAAUGAGCAAAACAAUGGUUUGGAUGUUCUGGUGGAAUACCUGUCCCAUGCGCAAAGUGACGCCUCGUUUGAUGUGGAGAGCGUUGAAAAUGGUGGCACCCUGUCAGACAGAGGAAAGCCAGCAGAGAGGUCGAUGGAGGAUUUGACCAAGAGCUCCAGCAGCUCUCACUCACAUGGGAUGACCAGAGCUGCCCGUGCACUGACUGUCAGAAUAAGCUCCACUCUGGGGAACAAGAUGCACAAAAAGUCCCAUUCAUCCAACCAGAGAGAUGAUGUACACGUGUGCAUAAUGUGCUUGCGAGCCAUCAUGAACUACCAGUCUGGUUUUAACCAGGUGAUGACUCACCCGCGCUGUGUGAACGAGAUCACCCUCAGUCUCAACAGCAGGAAUCCCAGGACCAAAGCCCUCGUGCUGGAGUUGCUGGCUGCCGUGUGUCUCGUCAGGGGAGGGCAUGAUAUCAUUCUCUCUGCUUUUGACAACUUCAAGGAGGUGAGCAAAGAAAGGAACCGCUUUGAAAAGCUGAUGGAGUACUUCAUCAAUGAUGACAGCAACAUUGACUUCAUGGUGGCUUGCAUGCAGUUCAUAAACAUUGUGGUCCAUUCAGUGGAGAACAUGAACUUCCGUGUCCACCUGCAGUACGAGUUCACUCACCUUGGAUUAGACAAGUAUCUAGAGGGUCUGAAGCAAACAGAGAGUGAGAAGCUGCAGGUCCAGAUCCAGGCCUACCUGGACAACGUGUUAGACGUGGGAGCUCUGCUGGAGGACGCUGAGAACAGAGGAGGGGUGCUGGAGCAUGUGGACGAACUGCAGGAACACAAUGUACAGCUGAGUGUCCGGCUUCAGGAAAUUGAGAAUCAGACGACAGGGCGGAUAUCAGAACUCGAGACUCACCUCAUGCAGGCGACCAAGGAGACCGAGCUGCUCAAAGAAAGCCUACGAGAGUCCUGUUCCCAGGUCAGUUCUUUGCAGCAGAGAGAAAGAGAGCGUGAGCUGGACAGGGAGAGGGAGAAGGACAGGGAGCGCCUCAGCACUUCAGCCGUGCAGACCCCCUCAGAGCUGGAGGAGAAGAUCCAGGAGCUGCAGGACAAGGGGCUGAUCCGACUGGGGCGAAGCGCCUCAGGAGGUCUGGACAUCCAGGUUGUGCCUGUCACAGUGGUCGAGUACGUCCAAGCCCCGGCCCCGGCCCCGGCCCCGGCCCCGGCCACUCAGCCAAGCACAGCCUCCCCAGAGUCCAGCCCCCCUGGUUCUGUCCCUCCUCCUCCCCCUCCUCCUCCUCCCCCUCCUCCCGGAGGAGGCCCACCACCUCCUCCUCCCCUACCUGGUGCUGGACCCCCACCUCCACCUCCCCCACCUGGUGUUGGACCCCCACCCCCUCCCGGAGCUCCAAAUACUCAAUCUGGGCUCAAGAGCAAGAAGACAAUUCAGACCAAGUUCAGGAUGCCGUUGUUAAACUGGCAGGCCUUAAAACCAAACCAGGUGACAGGCACCGUCUUCAACGAGUUAGAUGACGAGCAGAUCUUAGGGGAGCUGAACAUGGAGAUGUUUGAGGAACAGUUCAAGACUAGGGCCCAGGGUAAUCCAACAGACCUGUCUAAUAUGAAGAAGAAGGUGGUCCAGAAGGCCCCCAGUAAGAUGUCCUUGAUUGACCCCAACAAAGCCAAGAAUCUGGCCAUCACUCUACGCAAGGGAGGAAUGAACCCAGCUGGGAUCUGCACCGCCAUAGAGACGUACGACCAGUCUUUGGCCAUAGACUUCCUGGAACUGCUCGAGCACUUCAUACCGUCAGACUUUGAGAUGAAGCUGCUGCUAAACUACGAGAAGGAAGGCCGCCCACUGGAGGACCUGACCAACGAGGACCAAUUUAUCUUGCGCUUCGGGAAGAUUCCUCGUCUGAACCAGAGAAUAAACACUCUCACUUUCAUGGGCAACUUCCCAGACACGGUCAAACGGCUGCAGCCGCAACUGAACUCCAUCAUUGCUGCGUCCAUGUCCAUCAAGUCUUCAACGAAACUGAAGAAGAUUUUAGAAAUUGUUCUCGCCUUCGGUAACUACAUGAACAGCAGCAAGAGAGGUGCAGCGUACGGUUUUCGGCUGCAGAGUCUGGACCUUUUGUUGGAGACCAAGUCCACUGACCGCUCACAGACGCUACUUCAAUUCAUCACCGGUAUCAUCCAAGAAAAAUACUCCGACUUGGCCAACUUCCACACUGACCUACACUUUGUGGACAAGGCAGCGCUUGUCUCCCUGGAUAGCAUUCUUCAGGAUAUCCGCUCAUUAGAACGUGGAAUGGAGAUGACCAAAAAAGAGUUCCUGGUGCAGGACGACUGCCCGGUGUUGAAGGAAUUCAUCAAAACUAACAGUGAGCAGCUGGAAGCUCUGAUCAAAGACAGCAAGACAGCACAGGAGGCUUACGGCUCUGUGGUGGAGUAUUUCGGCGAGAACCCCAAAACUACACAGCCUUCCAUGUUUUUCCCGUUGUUCGGACGUUUCAUAAAGGCCUACAAGGUAGCACAGCAACAGAUUCAGCAGAAAAAGAAAAUGGAGAGUGAGAGUGAGGAAAAAGAGUCGUCAUCUCCCAACAAAGCUGGGGCACAAAAGGGGCCUAUGAUGCCCAAGAUGCCCCAGAUGGACCUGAUAGCAGAGCUGAAGAAGAGGCAGGUGAAACCGCAGGUGCGCGAAGGGAAGGACGGCGCUCUGGAGGACAUCAUCACAGAUUUGAGAAACACACCAUACAGGAGGACAGAUGGUCGACGGCCAGCGCAGCGCCAGGACACUUGAGCCACUUCCUUUUUUUUUUUUUUUUUUAAACAAAUGUAACUGGAAUCACAGUCAAGGAUACAGACAAAAGAACAAUCUUUUUAGUGUUCUGUAUAUACAGUAUAUCAAAAUAUAUAAUUAACCAUAUGGCAUUGUGUAUUUUUUGCCAACAUUUUGGUGUGAAUUUGUUCUGUAAAUAGACUUAAGUUGGAACUAUUUGAUACUUUUAAUGCAUCAGUUCAUGAAUUUGAUUCCAAAUCUUGCUAAAAAAUAAAAAACAAUUUAAUUAUUGCUGUGGCGCCUCGUGUGCAUCUAUUAAAUUAAUGAUCCUGACUUUAUUUUAAAAUAAACCAAUUUUCUAACUGCUG